AUGAUCAUCUUGUUGCCACUAAUCUCUUCUCUCUUUUCGCUCACCAACUCAGCGAAUCUUCAACGCUUAAAGCGUCAAGUGCAAACUGUUUACAUUUGUGGAAGUGCUUGUCAAAAUUGGGGAUGCGAAAAUGGUGGUUGCAAUAACGGAUGUUCGAAUGGGAACUGUCAAUACUCGAAUGGGAUCGUUUCACCAACCUUCUACAAACCGUACUCGAAUUGUAACUCUGGAUGCGGCAAUGUCAACUGCAACAACUUCUAUGGACAGUAUUUAAACGGCCAAUACAUCGCUUACAGUCCCACCAACAACGUCUAUUCGGCAUGCGCGAGUGCGUGUUGCAAUCGACGACAAUAUCUGCCAAUGAAUAACUAUAACAAUAUGGUGAUUGGUCAAGGAGCCGUACCAUUUAAUGGAAAUGGUUGGAACGUUCCCCAAAUCGGUCAAGGAGCUUUUCCAACAGGACAACAACCAAUUGGAACGAUCAAUAAUCACGCUUGCAUAAAUGGUCAAUGUCCAACUGGAUAUCAGUGUCAGAAUGGUCGUUGCGUGAAUCUUUUCACCGCUCCUCUUCUCCGCUGCACUGCUGAUGGUGGCUGUCUUUUUUUGAGUUUCGUUGUCGGUCAGUAUAACAAAGAGUUGGAAACUGCAUUGUUGAAAACUUACAAUCGAAAGCAUCGUCCGGUUAAAAAAGAGUCAUCAACAGUGUCGGUGCAAGUGUUUCUAACAAUUACGCAUGUGGAGAAUGUGAACGAGCACGAGCAAACAAUGUUAGUGCACGGAAAUCUGUGGGCCGGUUGGACAGACGAGUACCUUUUAUGGGAUCCUAAGGAAUGGAACAAUACAAAAGCCAUAAGCAUCGACACAUACAAGAUCUGGCAGCCAGCACUUUCAUUGUACAAUAGUGCUAAAGCAAACGCGUGGUACUUGUACAUGCAUGGAUUACCGGCGAUGAUCAAUUGGCAGGGAAAAGUUUGGGCAAAUGGAGCUUUCUCUUUUCAUGUCACUUGUCUUUUCGAUUUCAGCAAUUGGCCUUAUGAUGAACAGGAAUGUCCAAUUGUGCUUGCUGAUUGGGUCUAUGAUUUGGCUAAGGUCAAUCUGUCAGAUCCGAUGGGUGAGAGUCCGUGGGCAAAACCGCAAGUGAAGCUCAAUUUCGAUCCGAGUAAUAAAGAAGAGAAAAGACAUGUGGCCGAUCUU
Mesorhabditis belari is the source of this 1194-nucleotide messenger RNA. Lineage: Eukaryota; Metazoa; Nematoda; Chromadorea; Rhabditida; Rhabditidae. The record is from the annotation of a GenBank genome assembly.